Molecule: messenger RNA, 848 nt
Organism: Cyphomyrmex costatus
Lineage: Eukaryota; Metazoa; Arthropoda; Insecta; Hymenoptera; Formicidae
Product: THAP domain-containing protein 8
Exons: 7
Coding region: 75-848 (257 amino acids)
Biological process (GO): regulation of transcription by RNA polymerase II
Cellular component (GO): nucleus
Molecular function (GO): RNA polymerase II cis-regulatory region sequence-specific DNA binding; DNA-binding transcription factor activity
Source: RefSeq, a predicted model, not a curated record
UAGCGCCAAAAUUGAUCUGUCAGAAGUUGUCAGAAUUGUGAAGAACUACCGAAAAAGGCUUUUUUCUGCAAAUUAUGGGGUGGUGCAUCGCAUGCAAGGCAAAGACUUCAAAAGGAAUAAAAAUCUGCUACUUCCCUAAAGAUGCAAACCGGAAAGAAAUAUGGGUCCGGAAUAUUGCAAAGGAGGAUUGGAUACCAACGAAAAAUUGCAUUCUAUGUGAGAUACAUUUUGCUCCUGAAAUGUGGGAGAAGGUGCGUGAAGAUGGAAAAAAAAAACUAAAAGGACAUGCAAUCCCUACAAUUUUUCCACGAGCUGAUGUCCGCAACUUCAGAAUGCAAAGUUGUAAUCAACUGACAACAAAAAAUGCUGUUGACGCUAUUCCAGCAAAUUUGGAAGAACUGGUUGAAGUGCCGGCAACCAAGGAAAUUAUCAUCAGCGAUAAGAUUUCCGUUAUUCUGGAGCCGAUCUGCAAUGUGGGAGUCUGCGGUGUGGAGGUAGAAACGGACGAGCUGGAUGAGCUUCAGCCAACAAUUGAGCCGAAAAAAGAAGAUCUUAAUAAAUGGGCCAAAGAAAUCAGGACAUUGCGGGAACAGCUGGAGAAUACGAACAAGAACCUGAAGAAGGUAAACAAGGACCUGGAGAUAGCGAACAAGAUUAUCCAGAAGAGUCACAGUAUAAAGAAACGGAUGAAAGGGGAAAAUCGAAAACUUCGCAAGAGGAUACAGCAGCUGCAGGAUACCACCGCGAACGUAAAAAAAUCUAACGACAUUAUCACUACAUUCCCAAAUUCCAUGACAUUUUCAAAUUCUUCUAAAAAUGUCUUGGAAAUUUUCUGUGUUGGUCAUUGA